GGUGAUCAGCGUAGCAUAGCACAAAGGCUGGAAGCAGGUGACAACAUCUUGUCUGCCUCUGUCCAAGGUUUGCAAAAUCUACCUACCAGCAGCAAUAAAAAAAGUUCGACGUGGAGAUACAGGCUACUAUUUCUUGGCCGAGUGCAUUGUUAGGAACCACGAAAGAACUCCUAAGCUCACUGGCCCGGUGUUCCAGCACGGAACUCUACAUAAGAUGACAAUUGGUUGUUUUUUACAAAAAUAAAAUGUUAACUGGCAAGCUUUAGAAGUGCAGGAAGGUGGAUUUUUUUUCCUUUUGAGCCAAAGUCUUUAUGGUAAGCUAAGCUAACUGCCUGCUGGCUUUAGCUGCACAUUUAACAUCAGCCUUGAAGAGGAGGACCAUUUAUGUACAGUAAGGUGGCUUAGCGGUAAGCAGUCACAUGUUAGGAUGAUGUUUCAGGGCUCUUAGACCUUGAUUUUUCUGACUGGUCUUCUCAUGUUCUCCAUGAGUUCAUAGGGUUUUCUUUCCACAGUCUAAACCAUGCUUCCCACAUGAAACGGAGACUCUAGGUGGAGUAAAUGGGUGGAUAGAUACAUUUCUACGGUCGCUGAUACAUGUUCAGGUUUCACAUACAUACCUCCGACGUGGAAUUGUUCUUAAUUACAGGGUUAAAGUGUACUUUGACACCCUGCAGAUAAACUUUGACUUUGGCUGCCGUUAUAAAACUGAUAAGUAACCCUGUUCAUAGAGGCUUGUAUCGUUGGCUCUGACUUAAGAUCAGCUUCUUUGACCAACCUCACCCUUAGUCAUUAGAGUGGCAUAUUGGAGAAUUAAUAUUUCAUAACUGUCAAAGGGGAACUCCUCCCCAACCCAAUUAAAGCCUUUAAUACAAGUAGCAUGGGAGAACACACCGGCCCCACCGCAGAACUACAUCUCUCUAGAACUUGAUCUGCAACAGCAUGAGAACUCUCCAGGAAAAAAUCCUUGUUCUCUUAGUUCUGUCUCUAAUCUGUGCCCUUCAGGUCAAUGCUCUGCCUCUACCUGAAGACUGGAAUGGUUUGAUCCAGCGGACCAAACGCUCUCUCCUGUGGCGUUGGAACAGCAUGAAGCCUGUGGGUGCCAGCUGCAGGGAUCAUGAAGAGUGCGGCACACAAUACUGCAGGUACAGCAGAGCCUCUCGGACAUGUUGA
Etheostoma spectabile (orangethroat darter) is the source of this 1170-nucleotide messenger RNA. RefSeq names its product liver-expressed antimicrobial peptide 2. The record is from RefSeq and is a predicted model, not a curated record. The transcript has 2 exons. Lineage: Eukaryota; Metazoa; Chordata; Actinopteri; Perciformes; Percidae. Bases 940 to 1170 code for a protein of 76 amino acids. Gene Ontology annotation, biological process: defense response to bacterium; antimicrobial humoral immune response mediated by antimicrobial peptide.